AUGACAAAACUCAAAUCAAGCACCCACUCGCUCGAUCGUCUACUAUCCACCGUGCCAUCAGAGAUGCUCUACGAAAUAUUUGCCAAUUUACCCUUCGUAGAAUUGCUAAACAUUUUUACAUUGAAUAGGGAGAUUUAUAAUUUAUUGAUGGAGAGCGAAUACUUUUUCGAGAAAUUAUGUAGAAUUUAUUGUAAAUUAAAUGAUAUUACGGAAAGUGAGUACGGAAAGGCUGUUGAGAGUGUAAAGGAAAGAAAAGAUUUUAAGAAUUUAUAUUUUUCUGUCAUGCGCGAGUUGAUUUCAUGUUUUGGAUAUAAGUGGGAUACUGAAUAUCAGUAUUACAAAGUUGCCAACAAGUUUGAAUUGACAUCCAACACUUUUAAAACAAUCGAAAAACCUUCUCAUGGUGAUUUUUAUACUGUGAAAUCGGUCAGAUUGUUGAAACCUGGCAGAUAUUACAAGUGGAAGAUUAAAUUGGAUAACUAUCAUCCUGGAAUUGUUUCAAAUUCAUUCAAAAUCAUGAUUGGAAUUGAAUCUCUCAAUUUCUUCCCUUUCAAUGAUCAACAUAGUGGAGAUGUCAUUGGCUGGCAAUCAGAAUCAAAGGGAAUAGCUUUAAUUACUGGAACCAAAGAAAUUAUCCAUGCAGGCUGUGGCGACAAACACAAAACUUUCAAGGUAGAACAAAACUUUGAAACUGGCGAUAUCAUUCAAAUAGAAUUUGAUUUAACAAAUGUUCCAAAUGUUAUCCCUCUCCAACAUACUACAGAAAGAUAUUCUGAUAUAGAGGAUGAUGUAAAAUAUAUGGGAUCAGUGAGGUUUAGUCUAAUUAGAGACAAAACAACUCAAGAAUUGAGACCUUGGUAUCCAUUCGGUGAUGUGAGAUUUGCUCCCUUCGUUCCAGCAGUUAGUGUAAACAGUGGACAAACUAUUUCAUUUGUUUAA
Naegleria gruberi is the source of this 939-nucleotide messenger RNA. RefSeq lists its product as uncharacterized. The transcript has a single exon. Lineage: Eukaryota; Heterolobosea; Eutetramitea; Acrasida; Naegleriidae. The record is from RefSeq and is a predicted model, not a curated record. Gene Ontology annotation, molecular function: protein binding. The coding region runs from base 1 to 939 and encodes 312 amino acids.